AUGGAGAUUGGACCACGGUCCCGCAGAUUGGACCAGGGUCCCGCAGAUUGGACCAAGGUCCUGGAGAUUGGACCACGGUCUUGGAGAUUGGACCACGGUCUUGGAGAUUGGACCAGGGUCCUGGAGAUUGGACCAGGGUCCUGGAGAUUGGACCAGGGUCCCGCAGAUUGGACCAGGGUCCCGCAGAUUGGACCAGGGUCCCGCAGAUUGGACCAGGGUCCCGCAGAUUGGACCAUGUGUGACUCUCUGAAUGUCAGAGACGUCCGAUCUGCCGACAUUCUGAGAUAUUAUGGAGCAGCAGGAGAAAAGCUCACCUAUCACUGCUCUUUCACCAUACCUGGAGCAGUGAAGAUCUUCUGCAGGGAAACCUGUGAAGGAUCAAACCUCCUAGUUAAAACAAGUUCUGACUCAGCUCAGGAAGGACGAUACAGAACCCAGUAUCUUAAAGAAGCUUCAAAAACAUACUCAGUGCUGUCCGUUAGCAUUACGGAGCUGACCUGGUCCGACUCAGGGCGCUACAGGUGUGGUCUGGAUGACUCUUCGUCAUCAGUUUCAUACCUGGACUUCAGACUGGUCAUCGUAGACGCCCUCCUGGAUGGGAACGCUGAUCACCACCUCUAUAAGGAACCUGGCAGCUCGCUCACAGUCGCCUGUUCCUUUAAAGGCUCUGCAAACAAAUGGCAGCUCAUCAGACGAGGAGCUGAAGGAGAAGACGUUCUGGUUCAGGCAGGUGGAGCUGAAACAGGCAGAUAUAAGGUAGAAUAUGAAGCAAGGAAAAAGUCCAGCGUUCUUCUGGUGACCAUCAAGCCGCUGAUCCAGUCUGACUCCGGACACUAUAGAUGUAAGAUAGACAGAAUGAUCCGCCCAGAUUUAUACAUAGACUUCAGCAUCACUGUCACCAAAGCGGCUGAUCCAUCAACCUCCACUCAGACAACCUCUCGGAAUUUAAGCUCCAGUUUAGGAAGUUUCACAUCUUCAGUUUCCUCAGAAACUUCCGGUCUAAGAAGGGAGAUCCAGUCGGCAUCUCACAAUGAAUCCAACCACAGUUUUGUGUUGAUGCUGCUCAGUCUGACCAUCACCGUCUUCCUGGUUUCUGUGGCUCUGAUGGUUUUCUGCAGAAUAUCGUUUAAAAAAGUGGAAACAGCUCCUGCUGUCCAAAUGGAGCAAACUGUCCCUGCUGAGGCGGCUCCAUUUUAUCAGAACCAGAGCGACGGAGAGCAGCUGUGGAGAUCCGUUGAUUCCCUCGUCUACUUAGCAUGUGAUGAAUUUCCAAGCAGCGAAGCAGCAGGAGCUGCAGGCAGCAGCUCUGAGACUGAUGAAGGAGCAGGAGAAGCUCAGACGAACAGCCAACGAGACACGCUGGAUUCUGGCCUGGAUUCGAUUUCUGGAGCUCCGGCUGACUGAAGCUGAGAACUGAAGAAAGUUGGAAAGAAACAUCUCUGCAUUUCUCUU
Cyprinodon tularosa is the source of this 1452-nucleotide messenger RNA. RefSeq lists its product as uncharacterized. The record is from RefSeq and is a predicted model, not a curated record. The coding region runs from base 1 to 1404 and encodes 467 amino acids. Gene Ontology annotation, cellular component: plasma membrane. Gene Ontology annotation, molecular function: transmembrane signaling receptor activity. Lineage: Eukaryota; Metazoa; Chordata; Actinopteri; Cyprinodontiformes; Cyprinodontidae. The transcript is spliced from 8 exons.